AUGGACAAGGACCAGUUUCUGAGAUCUCCUAAAGGAGGCGCUGUGGUGCAGUACCUCAGAAGUCAGCUGAAGGAGGCGCUGUGGUGCAGUACCUCAGAGUCAGCUGAAGGAGGCGCUGUGGUGCAGUACCUCAGAAGUCCGCUGAAGGAGGCGCUGUGGUGCAGUACCUCAGAGUCAGCUGAAGGAGGCGCUGUGGUGCAGUACCUCAGUCAGCUGAAGGAGGCGCUGUGGUGCAGUACCUCAGAGUCCGCUGAAGGAGGCGCUGUGGUGCAGUACCUCAGAGUCAGCUGA
Knipowitschia caucasica is the source of this 291-nucleotide messenger RNA. NCBI's taxonomy places the organism in Eukaryota, Metazoa, Chordata, Actinopteri, Gobiiformes, Gobiidae. The record is from the annotation of a GenBank genome assembly.